UGAGAAUAUACUUGUAAAAAAGGUCUUUGAAUGAUCCUAUGUAUGAUGGAACAGACAGAUGGAAAAGUGAUCCUACAUUGGCUUAUGCAAGACAAGCCCAAGAAAGAAUUCAAGAAUUUAAUAGAUUGAAAAGAGCACGAUAUCUUCUUGAUGCUAUUUUUCUUACAAAUGAGUUAAUUUUGGAUGGAUCAGAUGUGGAAAUAUUGACUCUUGCUAGCACAAUAAUAAACAGAUUUAAGGUUUUAGGGGUCUUUAAUACAUUAGUAGAAAAUUCUAGUGAAAGCACAAGGGUAUCUGUGCUAAAGCCAUCUCAUAGUGGUAUAUAUCAUUGCUGUACAUUCUGUUCAAGUGGUGGUAAAAAGGAAGCAACCUGUGGUUGUGGAGGAACUAUGCCUGGUGGAUAUCAAGGAUGUGGACAUGGUCAUGUUGGACAUCCUGGUGUUAGCCAUUGGUCCUGUUGUGGAUCAGUUUUAAGACACGGACGUUGCUUGGUCUUUCAAACAUAUGUGCAUCAACUGCUACUUUGAUGUUAUUGGUUAGAAAUAAAUUUUAUUUUUUCAUUUA
Molecule: messenger RNA, 564 nt
Organism: Dufourea novaeangliae
Lineage: Eukaryota; Metazoa; Arthropoda; Insecta; Hymenoptera; Halictidae
Exons: 4
Coding region: 39-527 (162 amino acids)
Source: RefSeq, a predicted model, not a curated record